AGUUCUUCCAAUACAGCGCAAUUAACAAUGCACAGUUUGUUUGCAGAAGGAGCGAGGCUGAGUUGUCAGAGGCCAAAACCUCGCUGAAGGGGAAAAUGCAGAAAGAAAGAACCUGUGGCAGGGAAUCUCCAGGCGGAACAGUGGUCUCGCUCCAAAAUUCCCUGCAUCUGCAGUGCCACUAAAACUGACUUUACUUGGGUCCCAAUUGUGUGUUGUUUUCCAGGAUAGCUAGUGGUACGUGCAGGCUGGGAAAGGGCCUACUGCCAGCUGGUGAACUUCAGCUGCUGCCUUUGUUGUUUAUUAGAUAAGCAUGGACUUCUUCUGCUGUUGCCACUGUUUCUCAGCUACUUCAGGAGAGAGGGAAGCUCUGACUGCACAGUGUCCAAAACAACCCCGGCGAGACAUUGGCGGUGCAGAUGUCUUCAGUAAGGAGGGGAACCUCACCAUGAAACUGGUGAAUGUGCUCGAGAUUGACACGCUGUUUUCAGAUAUCGCUGAAACUUUCAACAAGCAACAUGGGGAUCACUGGGCCAUGAAAGAAGCCAUCCAAAGGCUGAAAGAAGACUCUGGCUGUGCUCCCACAAGUAGUCUCACAACCUGUAUCGAGCAUAUAAAGCAGAAGUAUGGAACCUGCAAGGCACAGGUGCAGAUGGAGGGCUAUACAUUUUCACUUGUUGCAGAAGAAAAAGAAGUACCUGAAAAACUGGAGCAGGCCCAGCGGCAGGUUGGGGAGCUAAAUCACGCCACAAAGCGCGUCAUUGCUACAGAAAUGAAACUCCAGGAAAUGGUCCUCUCUGUGCUUCAGAGUCAGAAGCAACUGGAGGAGACAGUGAAAGCUGCAAACCCAGAGUACCUGGACCAAGUGCGGCUAAACGUUAAUCUGAGAGAGAAUUUCCAGAAAGUAAGCGUGGCCAAAGAGCUCGCAAAGCAGUAUGGAGAAGAUGCCAGCAAAGUGAUGAAGGAAAUGGCCCAGUUAGCUGGCCUGACCCUGUAAUGGGGCACAAGAAAUAAGGAGAGAACUGGAGUUGAUGCCCUGCCUUUUUUCCCCCUGAGUAUUGUAUACAUAAUGAUGAGUUAGAGGACACACCGGUAGUGCAGACAUUGUGCGGACAACAAAUAUCCACUCAGCAAAGAGCUUAUGGGUAGCCCUGGGUAUUACAACCAAUGUGGAUUCCUAUGGCACCUUAAAGACUAACCAAUUCAUUUUGGCAUAAGCUUUUGUGAGCUGCAGCCCACUUCGUCAGAUGUAACAGGUGUUCCGUUUCAGAGAGACAUAGAAUCCAAGGGUUGGAAGAAACCACAGGAGGUCAUCGAGUCCAACCCCCUGCUAAAAGCAGGACCAGUCCCAACUAAAUCAUCCCAGCCAGGCAUUAUCAAGAAGGGACUUAAAACCCUCUAGGGAUAGAGAUUCCAUCCCACCCCUAGGUAAUUCAUUCCAGUGCUUCACCACCACCACUAGGGAAAUAGUUUUUCCUAAUAUCCAACCUAGACCUCCCCCAAUUUGUUCUAUUCAGUCAAGGAACCCUAGCCAGGACACAAGGAUUUGUCUUCAGAGAGCUAUUGACUUCCAUUUGGAAAAUCACAGAUGGACGGAAAGUACCUCCUCUCUUUAAUAUAGCACUGCCACCACCUGAGUUCUAAUGCAGGGUUUCAACCCCUACUCCAUCUUUCUGUCUGGAGGCCACUCCUAGGCUGUCUACACUACAUGCCUCUGUCGGCAGAGGCAUGUAGAUUAGGGUUGUAGGCAAAGGUAAAUGAAGCCG
Pelodiscus sinensis (Chinese soft-shelled turtle) is the source of this 1763-nucleotide messenger RNA. RefSeq lists its product as uncharacterized. The record is from RefSeq and is a predicted model, not a curated record. Lineage: Eukaryota; Metazoa; Chordata; Testudines; Trionychidae.